AUGACUGUCUAUUCCUUCUACAUCUUUGAUCGCCACGCGGAAUGUAUUUACAAACGCCGUUGGCUUCCGCGCCCGACGUCCGUCGCGGGCAAGUCCCAGACCCAGGGUGGACCAACAGGGCUCGGUCAGACAGUGAGAGCAAGCGAUGAUGAUGCAAAAUUGGUCUUUGGUACCGUGUUUUCUCUCCGAAACAUGGUGCGCAAGCUUGGAGGCGAUGAUGACAACUUCAUCUCCUUCACCACCAACCAGUACAAGCUGCACUACUACGAAACUCCGACCAAUAUCAAGUUUGUCAUGUUGACGGAUCUCAAGAGUCCCAGCAUGCGCAUCGCCCUGCAGCAGAUCUACAUCAAUCUGUUUGUCGAAUAUGUGGUCAAGAAUCCGUUGUCUCCGGUCGAGCACCCUGGUGGCGUGGGUGUCAACAAUGAGCUGUUUGAGGAGUCAUUAGAACAAUUUGUGACUCGGGUUCUGGCGUGA
Molecule: messenger RNA, 477 nt
Organism: Penicillium pulvis
Lineage: Eukaryota; Fungi; Ascomycota; Eurotiomycetes; Eurotiales; Aspergillaceae
Product: TRAPP subunit BET5
Exons: 5
Coding region: 1-477 (158 amino acids)
Biological process (GO): endoplasmic reticulum to Golgi vesicle-mediated transport
Cellular component (GO): TRAPP complex
Source: RefSeq, a predicted model, not a curated record